Messenger RNA from Cantharellus anzutake, 1579 nucleotides. RefSeq names its product CDF-like metal transporter. Gene Ontology annotation, cellular component: membrane. Gene Ontology annotation, molecular function: monoatomic cation transmembrane transporter activity. Lineage: Eukaryota; Fungi; Basidiomycota; Agaricomycetes; Cantharellales; Hydnaceae. Bases 46 to 1248 code for a protein of 400 amino acids. Gene Ontology annotation, biological process: transmembrane transport; monoatomic cation transport. The transcript has 11 exons. The record is from RefSeq and is a predicted model, not a curated record.
CCUCGGUGCAAACAUCUAGCAAUACCCCGAGAUAACUUUGCACGUAUGUCUAUCCAACUGCAAAACGUUUGGACCAAGGACAUCCGGGCGCCUUCUAUCAAUGAAGAACACAGAUUGCCAUCCCCUGCCCCUUCAGACGAUGGUGGCAGGGACCCCGAGAAUCGGGGUUCAAAGGACCUUCCUGACGAUCCUUACAUGCUCAGAUCCGCCGUGAAAUCCAACUCUGAGAUUCAGGAGCUGAGGAGGAGUAAGAAUGGGAAGGUGGUGGGGGAAUAUCACGAGAAGCAGAACCUACUCAUCAACAGCCUGCUGAAGCCGAUGGAGGAGCACACGGAAGAUGCCAAGGCCGCGGAGGAGGCGGCACGUUUCUCAGUCAAAAUCGCAGUGUAUACGAGUUUGUUCGCUAAUUUGGCUCUCUGCGUCAUUCAAUUAUAUGCUGCUGCUUCGUCCUUGUCGCUAUCAUUGCUCGCUACUGGCAUCGACUCAGUAUUCGACCUUGGAUCAAAUGUUUUAUUGAAUUACCUGCACAAGAAAGCCUCUCGUCUCGAUGUCGCCAAGUGGCCCGUGGGAGGAAGUCGACUCGAGACCAUCGGGAAUAUUGUUUAUGGUGCGAUGGGCUCUGUCAACUUGGUGGUAAUUGUGGAGUCACUCCGCACCAUCAUUUCUCACAAGGACGGAGAAACAAACGCAUUUCAUCUGCCAUCCAUAAUUGCUGUCACGGCUGCUCUAGCUGUCAAGUUCUUACUAUUUGUCUACUGCCUCCCUCUUCGUAAAUCUUCCAGUCAGGUUCAAAUCCUAUGGGAGGAUCAUCGAAAUGACGUAUUCAUAAACACAUUUGGUGUUCUGAUGUCUUCUGGUGGAAGCAAGCUGCGAUGGUGGCUCGAUCCCACCGGGGGUCUCCUGAUUGCAGGGGGAGUCAUCUUCUCCUGGUCGAGAACGAUAUGGAAUGAAUUUGAGCUUCUGGCUGGGAAAUCUGCCUCUCACGGAUUUAUCCAACUGGUCACUUAUAAGGCUGCCACCUUUUCGAGUGAGAUUGAGAAAGUUGACACCGUUAGGGCAUAUCAUAGUGGUCCCGGGUAUGUGGUUGAGGUGGAUAUCGUGAUGUCGGCAGAAACACCUCUCUGGAAGGCUCACGACAUAUCACAAGUGCUUCAAGACAAACUGGAGGUUCUUCCUGGUGUGGAAAGGGCAUAUGUACAUGUCGAUCAUGAGACAACCCAUGCACCCGAGCAUCGAAAACACCUCUGAAGAUGGACUCUUGCACGCACCUUCCCUUGAUACCACUCUUAUGACCCAUUCCCUUCAUCUAUCUACUGCGUAUGAGAAUAAAAUUCUAGGAGCAGUUGAUACCUCAACUGGCACUCUCCCUAGCAUGAGGGACUCGGAGUCAUUUUGUUCAGCUGUACAGUGACAGGAAUGGUGUCACAAUCUGCGGGACCCCGGACUGCAGUGUACGUCUGUACAAUUAAAGCUACCGCUGCUGAGCUCGUGAGCGUCUAGAAGUUGGCAUCUGCGCAAAAUUGAAGGACAUAAUGUACGCCAGCUGUAGCACAAAUAUCCACACAGAAAAAAUCUCAGG